Molecule: messenger RNA, 315 nt
Organism: Oppiella nova
Lineage: Eukaryota; Metazoa; Arthropoda; Arachnida; Sarcoptiformes; Oppiidae
Source: the annotation of a GenBank genome assembly
AUAGCCCAACACCUGCUCCAGAACUGGUCGGUAUGGACUCAACUCUGCGAUCAGGUCCACGUAUUGGUCCACACUCUCGAUGGCAUACAUGUCUUCGUGAUCGUCUUCGGUGGCAGACAUUCAAUAGAGAGUGGUAUGGAUUCAAACAAAGAUCAGGCGCCCGUUCAGCCAAAGCAACCCAUGGUUUACAUCUGCGCCGAGUGUCAUCACGACAAUGAGAUCAAACCCAAGGAUCCGAUCAGAUGUCGAGAGUGUGGCUACAGAAUCAUGUAUAAGAAGCGCACCAAACGAUGUAUGAUAUGUCUUGAGAUUUGA